This is a messenger RNA of Cololabis saira (Pacific saury), 1358 nucleotides long. Its product is annotated as ciliary microtubule associated protein 1A-like. The record is from RefSeq and is a predicted model, not a curated record. Bases 84 to 992 code for a protein of 302 amino acids. Gene Ontology annotation, cellular component: cytoskeleton. Lineage: Eukaryota; Metazoa; Chordata; Actinopteri; Beloniformes; Belonidae. The transcript is spliced from 6 exons.
GUGACAUAAACAAGCACUAAACAAUCUGUUUUUUAAAUUCAGUGCAUGUGCUGAUUUCAGGAGGGAAAGACACACUUUGGGAGAUGAAAGAGAAGCUUAAUAAGGAUAUGCAAAGUGAUGCACCCUGGGUUGGAACCUGGAGGCCCCACCGACCGAGAGGGCCGAUAUCUGCUCUCUACGGCAGCCCCGGGCCAAAGUAUUCACUGCCUGGACUUACAGGUGCAUACAAACAUGAUCCCACCAAACCGAAAGCACAGAUGUUCUCUUUCGGACAACGUUUUUCGAACGAAAACAUUGACUGCUCUCCAGGACCAAAAUAUUUGAUUCAUUCCAACAUCACAAGACAUGGCCACAGUUGUGCACCUGCAUUUUCCAUGCACAGCCGUCCAGAAGAACGACAAAUGGUCAAGACCCCUGGACCAGGCCAGUACUACCCAGAGCAUUCAGAGAAAGUGAGAUUUCCUUCAGCUCCUGCAUAUUCUCUAACUGGGAGGCGCAAGCUGUACAGUAAUAAUGGCGUCCCAGGUCCAGGUACAUACCAGCUGCCCUCUGUCUUUGGGUCUAAAGCUGUAACCACACCUUCAGCACCCAGCUAUACAAUGACCAGUCGCCUUGAAACUGGGAGCUUCUAUAAGGACCGGCAGAAGACCCCAGGCCCAGCUGUCUAUGGAGCUGUGGACCCGUACAUUUCUAGGCAGAAACCUCCACAGUACAGCAUGACAGGCAGAUAUUUUGCUCCUCUUGACUCCACAAAGACACCGGGUCCAGGAGCAUACUAUCCUGAGCGUGUAAGCAGCAUUUCAGUUGGUCAGAAACUCCUUGAAUGUUCAACUUUUGUUCAUGUAUCAACAUUUCUUUCCAUUUUAGGUAAGCUUCACAAGCCCAACAGCUCCAAGCUUUACAUUUGGACUGCGCCAUUCUCAGCACAUCUUAACAAUUUCCCAAUAGAUGUUUUUAAUAAAUCUGCAAACUUCUUAAAACUACUGCCUUAAUCAUUAUUUAUUGCUCAUUUACUCUAAAGUCACAGCCUGGAUCAGUUUUGACAAUAAGUAAAAAUCCUGUUGUAAUAUGUUUCUUUUUGAAGCACAGAUCUUUUUAUCCUUUUAUUUUCCUGAUCAUCGAAUGAAAAAACUAGGGGUACUCAAGUUUCAGAUCUAUUUGCAUGUCUUAAAUCUAUUUUGCCAAUUAUAAGUAACUUAUGUAAUAUGAAUAAAUACAUGUUUCACUAAGUAGUGAGGGGGUAUACUGAAGAUAAAUUAUAAAUAAAUGUAUAAAUGAUAUGAUGUUCUAUUUGCAUGAUACGAUUAAAAUAAUUUAUCACCUAAAAUGGUCUCUCCACAUCGACACUAUCAAGAAAA